UACGUGUAUAUAAAGACGGGAACUGAGCGAGACGUGUCAGACUGCAUCUUGCUGUCUAAAGAGGUGAUAUUUCACAAUGAGGCGUGCUGCAGCUUUUCUGGCGUUGCUGCUCUGUCUGUACUGGACGACGGCUCAGGGUGAGAGCAGAGGGCUGACAGAGAAUGAUGUCACUCAGACAGAUGAUCAGAAUGAGAUCCUGAGUGUUAAAGCAACCAGCGAUCAGACUAACAUCUCCCCUGAUAUCUGGGCUGAGCUGAAGGCGCUGAGAGACAUGGUGAUCCAACACAGUCUGGAGCUGAGGAAGCUGGAGCAAGAGAAUACAGCCAUACAGGCCAGACUGACAGCCAGUGAAAACAAGAAUGCAGUUUUGGAGGCCAGAAUAAACACCAGUGACAACAAAGUGGAGGAGCUCGAGAGAGAGAACACAGAUCUUCUAGCCAGAGUAACAGCAACAGAAAAUAAGAGCACAGUUUUGGAGACCAGAUUGAACGCCAGUGAAAAUUUGGUCAAGGAGCUCCAGAGAGAGAACAGCGUUUUGGAGGCCAGAUUGAACACUGCUGAAAACAUGUUGGAGGAGCUCAAGAGGAAGAACACUGGUAAGCUGCCAUUGACCUCCUUUACAAUAAAAAUGAUGAAUGUGUUCACAGUGCUGGAGGCCAGAAUGAGCUCCAAUGAAAACGAGGUGGAGGAGCUCAAGAGAGAGAAUGCAGAACAACCGAAGGUGGCGUUUUCUGUCGGCCUUACUGACGCAGGAUAUGUUGGACCCUUCAGUACUGACAUGACACUUAAGUUCAGUAGAAUUCUUACCAACGUCGGCCAGGCUUAUGACCCAACUACAGGUUUCUUUACAGCCCCAGUCAGAGGAACCUACUACUUCAGAUUCAAUGGGUUUGAAACACGGCCUUUAGCCUUAAUAGGUAUUAAACUGUAUCACAAUAACAAUAUAAUUCACAUAGCUCAUGAUGCAAAUGAUGACAUUGCUUUUGUCAAUGUGUCUAAUGGAUUUGUUCUUCAACUGGAAAAGGGAGAUGUGAUCUAUCUGGUUCUCUGGUCAGGCUACGGUGUUUAUGAUGAUCCCUUUAAUUAUACCACUUUUAGUGGAUUCCUACUUUUUGCUAUGUGAAGUCUGCUGUAAAAACAACCACAGUUGAUUGCAUGAAGUC
This is a messenger RNA of Thunnus maccoyii (southern bluefin tuna), 1163 nucleotides long. RefSeq lists its product as uncharacterized. The coding region runs from base 77 to 1123 and encodes 348 amino acids. Gene Ontology annotation, molecular function: protein binding. The record is from RefSeq and is a predicted model, not a curated record. Lineage: Eukaryota; Metazoa; Chordata; Actinopteri; Scombriformes; Scombridae. The transcript is spliced from 9 exons.